Knipowitschia caucasica is the source of this 1233-nucleotide messenger RNA. NCBI's taxonomy places the organism in Eukaryota, Metazoa, Chordata, Actinopteri, Gobiiformes, Gobiidae. The record is from the annotation of a GenBank genome assembly.
AUGGGACGAACGGAGGAGCCAGCAUGCACGUCAGGAGAAUGCCUCUGGAAAAAAACAAAACAACUUACAGAUGCAGACAUCCUGGAGCUCAAGCUGAUUGCCCCAGAAGCUGCUGUCCUGACCAGUUUUGAAAAUAGUGACACAGACACAGCAUCUGAGUGUGAGCCAGAGGAGCAUCGCCCUGAGCUGCCAGAACCACUGACCGCCUUGUAUGACUCCUCCCUUGGGCAGCAGGUGCCACAGGACAUCACAGAACGAUUCGAGUUCUCUCCCAUUGCUCCUUCUCUCUCACAGCCCUCUCAGACUCACGCUGCAGUGCCUCUUCUCAAGUCUUUUCCUCUCAGCCAGUCUUUCACGUACUCGCUGGAGCUCCGCCAGUCUCUGCGCCUCCUUCCUCCAAUCGCCUUCUUACCUAACAGCUCUUGCUUCCGCUUCUCCUACUGUAACGCGAACCACACGGUGAUGGAGGAGGUGAUGGAGGAGGUGAUGGAGGAGGUGAUGCAGGAGGUGAUGGAGGAUGUGAUGGAGGAGGUGAUGGAGGAGGUGAUGGAGGAGGUGAUGGAGGAGGUGAUGGAGGAGGUGAUGCAGGAGGUGAUGGAGGAGGUGAUGGAGGAGGUGAUGCAGGAUGUGAUGGAGGAGGUGAUGGAGGAGGUGAUGGAGGAGGUGAUGGAGGAGUUGCUGCCAGCAGAGGGCGCACUUGUCCUGUGUGCACUCAAGAACUGCUGCUUCACAGCCCCUCACAGAGACUGCUUCACAGACCCUCACAGAGACUGCUUCACAGACCCUCACAGAGACUGCUUCACAGACCCUCACAGAGACUGCUUCACAGACCCUCACAGAGACUGCUUCACAGACCCUCACAGAGACCGCUUCACAGACCCUCACAGAGACUGCUUCACAGCCCCUCACAGAGACUGCUUCACAGAGACAGACCCUCACAGAGACUGCUUCACAGACCCUCACAGAGACUGCUUCACAGACCCUCACAGAGACUGCUUCACAGACCCUCACAGAGACUGCUUCACAGACCCUCACAGAGACUGCUUCACAGACCCUCACAGAGACCGCUUCACAGACCCUCACAGAGACCGCUUCACAGACCCUCACAGAGACUGCUUCACAGCCCCUCACAGAGACUGCUUCACAGCCCCUCACAGAGACUGCUUCACAGCUCGGAGGGAAAGGAGGAAUUGGGCUGGGAGGCACCAGAAAGUUUGUAUUAGCUGUUAUUAG